Messenger RNA from Formica exsecta, 2376 nucleotides. RefSeq names its product katanin p60 ATPase-containing subunit A-like 1 (gene Kat60). Gene Ontology annotation, cellular component: microtubule cytoskeleton. Lineage: Eukaryota; Metazoa; Arthropoda; Insecta; Hymenoptera; Formicidae. The record is from RefSeq and is a predicted model, not a curated record. Gene Ontology annotation, molecular function: microtubule severing ATPase activity; ATP hydrolysis activity; ATP binding. The coding region runs from base 432 to 1949 and encodes 505 amino acids. Gene Ontology annotation, biological process: microtubule severing. The transcript is spliced from 10 exons.
AGCGUUUUCUCUGCUAAACGUAGCCAUAAUUUUCUGUGAUGCAACUGCGAUAAAAAUGCUAAACAAACAUGAUAGAAAAUUUAUGAAAGCUUUCGCGUAAUUUCUGUAUGUAAAAGUAUUUAAAUUGUCGAACAAAUCAAUUUAAAAACAAGCGUGAAUUUAUUACUGCCUGAAUUAAUUUAUGCACAAUACACAAUUGUUCGAUGAGAAUUAACCUGCAGCUAUGUAACUGUGUAAUUUAAUAUAACGUCAAUUAUAGAGCGCGAGAAAAUGUACACCAAUGUGCAAGCAAACGAACUUUUUCGCCAUCACGAAAACUUUGGAAGAAUUUAACGAUUUCGUAAUCGAUGCUCUCACCUUAUAUAUCUAUUUGAGUGUAACAAAUUUUGCACUCUAUAUCGAUAUUUUCUCGUUUAUGCGAAAGUGAAAUAAUGGCUGUGUCAAUAAAUGAAAUUUGCGAGAAUACGAAACUAGCACGUGAAAUGGCAUUGAUGGGAAAUUACGACACGUCUAGCGUUUAUUAUCAGGGGGUUGUGCAACAAAUACAUAGAUUACUCGCGACCAUAGCAGAUGCGACUCGUAAGGCAAAAUGGCAAGUUGUACAACAUCAAAUUGUCGAAGAGUUCGAAAAAGUAAAGGCUACAUCCAAUACAUUGCAACUUUUCAAAGUGGACACACAUGGAGAAAGACUGCUUGGAACAUCUUGUUUAUCAUUUGAAGAACCAACACGAGAUCCUGCUUUGUGGUCUUAUAAUUCGGAACCCUCUUGGAAUCAAACACCAGCCAGAGAUCCUGAUGUAUGGCCACCUUUAACCCCAGCAGAACAAAAAAACUCAAAGCAGCAAAAGGUUCAACAGAAACAGCAAAAUCGAACAAAUACUAGAAAAUCUCUUGUUACAACUAAAAAACCAGAUAAUAAGGCUACCACCAAAAAGGAUGACAAGAAAAUUAUAAAGAAAGAUGAUACCAAUAAGGACAAGUCAGAGACAGAAAAAGAUGAUGUCGAAUUAGAAGAACGCAAAUUUGAACCAUCUACUACUGAUAAAGAUCUUGUAGAAAUAUUAGAAAGAGAUAUUGUUCAAAAAAAUCCAAAUAUUCAUUGGGACGAUAUAGCAGAUUUACAUGAAGCAAAAAGAUUGCUGGAGGAAGCAGUUGUGCUUCCAAUGUGGAUGCCUGAUUUCUUCAAAGGAAUUAGGCGACCCUGGAAAGGAGUACUCAUGGUUGGGCCACCAGGCACAGGCAAAACUAUGCUUGCAAAGGCUGUUGCAACAGAAUGUGGCACAACAUUUUUCAAUGUCUCGUCCUCUACAUUGACAUCAAAGUAUAGAGGUGAAUCAGAGAAACUCGUUCGACUAUUGUUUGAAAUGGCUAGAUUUUAUGCACCCAGUACAAUCUUCAUUGAUGAAAUUGAUUCUCUGUGCUCUAGAAGAGGAUCUGAAUCAGAACAUGAAGCUUCACGUCGUGUGAAAUCUGAGCUUCUUGUUCAAAUGGAUGGAAUAAGUUCCAAUAGUGAAGAUCCAAGCAAAGUGGUGAUGGUAUUAGCAGCAACAAAUUUUCCAUGGGAUAUCGACGAAGCUCUGAGAAGACGCUUAGAAAAACGUAUUUACAUUCCGCUACCUAAUCAUGAAGGUAGAGAAGCAUUGUUAAGGAUAAACCUUCGUGAAGUCAAGGUGGAUUCAUCUGUAAACCUAGCAGAUAUUGCAAAGAAACUCGAAGGUUAUUCUGGUGCAGAUAUCACGAAUGUUUGUAGAGAUGCUUCGAUGAUGCUGAUGCGAAAGAAAAUUGCGGGUUUAAGACCUGAUCAGAUCAGGCAAUUGCCAAAGGAAGAAUUGGACUUGCCUGUAUCUGCCGCAGAUUUUGAUGAAGCUGUUGAGAGAUGUAAUAAAAGUGUUUCCCAGGAGGACUUGGAAAAAUAUGAGAAAUGGAUGAGCGAAUUUGGUUCCUCUUGAUAUCAUUCUGUUAAGAAAUAAUAGCAUAAUUCAUUGACACAAGAUUGUUGCUUGUAUGUGUAUGUUGACAUCAUUAAUAUUAUAAUAUUCUCUUUAACACAUAUGAAAUGAAGAGCUUCUUAAUCUUUAAUCCUAAAUCUUAAAAAACUUUAUCAUAUUCUUUAAAUACUUAAGACUUUAAGAAAAUCAAAUUGGGAAAUAAGAUUGCAUGGUAGAAAUAAUAAUAACUUGUGUAAUAUUUUUAAUCUUAACCAUAACACUAUAACUAACAAUAAGACUUAAUUUGCAAUAACAAAUCAGUUGUAAGUAAUGAGGCUUUUACUCAAUAUAUUUUUAUUGUGUGUCUGUGUGCAUAUAUGUAUGUGUAUGUGUGUGAUUAAAUUUAAAAGUAUAAAUAUAUGCAUAAUAAUAUGCUUUUAAGAAACAA